Baudoinia panamericana UAMH 10762 is the source of this 586-nucleotide messenger RNA. RefSeq lists its product as uncharacterized. The record is from RefSeq and is a predicted model, not a curated record. The transcript has a single exon. Bases 199 to 522 code for a protein of 107 amino acids. NCBI's taxonomy places the organism in Eukaryota, Fungi, Ascomycota, Dothideomycetes, Mycosphaerellales, Teratosphaeriaceae.
AGCGUACACGUAUCUGAAAGCAUGGGACGGUACUACGAGGCGCGGUUGGGUGGUUACACGGACAGAUACACCGCUAUGGCAAUGGGAUGGGCUGGCGUUCCUCAGUGGGAAGGUGACGUUCUCAUGUCCUAUCUUGCGCUGGUAUGCGCGGUGCUUCACCGGUACGCAGUCAUGAUGACGAGAGAUCUGACGAACUAGAUGCUAGCAUUCAGCAUUGGCGGCGAAGAUUGUUCGCAAGCCUGUACUGGUAUAACGUGUCCUCUCUCUUUCCAGCACUUGUCUGGCCGUUCUGGCAUAACGUUGUCUGCACCUUCGCAAGUACGAUACUGCUGUUUGUACGCACACCUCCAGCAGCGAUGCGGAGUCUCAAGUCUGGACGAAACAGUUCGGCUUCUCACGCUCCAGCAUAGCUCGCGUGCUACUCGAAAUUCUCGUCCAGGCUCACGGGCAGCUCUGCGUAGCAUCUGCGUCGCAGUCUUUGUCCUUGAAGCGUUUAUAGGUGCAGCGUGCCGCUGCGCAUGAUGGAUUGCUGGCUGUGAGCGUACGGACAGCGACUUCCACAAGGCCGCCGUCAGACACGGUUACG